Paramuricea clavata is the source of this 2889-nucleotide messenger RNA. The record is from the annotation of a GenBank genome assembly. NCBI's taxonomy places the organism in Eukaryota, Metazoa, Cnidaria, Anthozoa, Malacalcyonacea, Plexauridae.
AUGGCGACUGAUUUAGGCAAAGCUAAAGGUAGACUCGCCGGUCUUUCAGCUUAUUUAAAAAUUCUUUUACAAGAACUAGACCAAUAUGUUUCUUCUGAAGACUGUGAGCAAGCGAAACUUUUGGGGUUGAGAAAUACUGUUUCGAGUAUUCUUGAACAAUUGGCUGUUGUUCAUAAUGAAAUUAUUAACAUGCUUGAUCCAAAAGAAAUAGAGGCUGCAGUUGUCGAACAUAUGAAAGAGUUAGAACCCAGCUAUCAUGUUUUGGCGAAAGUAGACUUAAGGCUAGCUGCGUUUAAUCAAAGUACGAAGCCAAUAAAUACCUUAGGCGCUUCAUAUGGUAAUAACGUUCAGGCGCAGGGCAGCGCAGUGCAUUGUAGAUUACCUAAAAUGCAAUUACCAGAGUUUUCAGGAGACCCACUGGCAUGGCAAGGGUUUUGGGACCAAUUCCAAGUAGCAAUUCAUAGUAACACACGUAUAAGUGACAUAGACAAAUUUAAUUACUUAAAGGGAUGUUUGAAAGGGGAAAGUUUAUCUGCUGUAUCAGGUUUAACUUUGAACUCAGAAAACUAUCAGGAAGCAAUAGAAAUUUUGAAAGGCAGAUUUGGAAAUGAACAAAUCUUAAUAUCUGCUCACAUGGAGUCACUAUUGAGGAUCAGUAAGAUAGCAUCUAGGGAUAAUAUUAAAGAGCUAAGGAUGCUUUAUAAUCAUGUAGAGAGUUGUGUAAGAAAUUUGAAAUCCCUUAAACUUGACACAUCUGGGUACGGCUCAUUGCUAAUUCCAAUCAUAAAAGAUAGAUUGCCUGACGAAAUUACCAUGAUUAUUUCCAGAAAAUUUGGCGAGGAGAUCUGGACACUUGAUAAAGUCAUGGAAUAUUUUAAUAGUGAGCUUCGAGCACAAGAGAAUUGUAGUGCAUCCACUUCGAAUAGAUCUAUCCAGAAAGAAUCCCAAAGGAAGGGGGCAUAUUAUACUACUAGUGGGUUGUUUGGUCAGACCAAUAAGGUUGCAUGCGUUUAUUGUGGCAAGGAGGGUCAUUCAUCAUCCAAAUGCAGUAGUGUUUCGAAUUGCCAAUCCCGAAAGGCCAUUCUCCGUAGAAACAAGCGGUGUUUUAUAUGCUUAGAUACUGGACAUAUUGCCAAAAAUUGUAAGUCCCAUUACUUAUGUAGGAAGUGUAAGACUGGCAAGCACCAUAUAUCCAUAUGCGAAUAUACACCAGCAGAUCCCCCAGGUAUAAAUCGGGAGGAAGAUAAGAAUGCAACAACUAAUGAUAACAAGGGUUUUGUAGUACAUGCUAACUGUGAUAAAAGCGGUAUACUAUUGCAGACAGCUAGAGCGGAUAUAUUACCUACAGAUGACAAUGUGCAAGUCCAGACUAGAAUUUUAUUUGACAGCGGUAGUCAGAGGUCAUAUAUAUCUGACAAGGUUAGAAGUACACUGAAAUUGAAGGCAAUUAGAGUGGAGAAAGUUGUAAUCAAAACCUUUGGGCAGGCUGAGAAUAGUGAGGUACAGGAACUUGAUAUAGUUCAACUUAAGGUUAGAAAUAAAGGUGAUGCUAGAUUUACAUUUGUAGAAGCCCUAUGUGUCCCAACCAUAUGUAGUCCGCUGACACAUCAGCCCCUGUCAAGUGUGCAUGAAUUACCGGAAUUUGCAGGGUUGGAAUUUGCUGACUUUGAGCACAAGCAACACCAAAAUCUUCCAGUCGGCAUUUUGAUUGGCAUCGAUUUUUACCAUGUCUUUAUGACUGGUAAGGUUAUAAGAAGUAAAUUAGGCCCUGUUGCAUGUAAAACUAGAGUGGGAUGGGUACUUAGUGGUCGAAUUGGCUCAAGUGCAUCAGAUAUGCAUUGUUUUGAAACACAUUUGCUACGUGCUUCGGUGGAGCAGUCAGAGUCAGACAUAAGCUUAUGGCAAGAACUGGAUAAGUUUUGGAAUGUGGAGAGCAUAGGCACUAAAACUGACAGUGUUGUUGACCAAUUUGAAAAUGACAUUAUUCAUGACGGAACUAGGUACAUCACAAAAUUACCAUUUAAACCUGAUCAUGAGGUGCUCCCUGACAAUUUUACGGUUUGUGAAGGACGGCUUAAAUCACUAAAGAAUAAGUUGGCUGUGAGUAACAUUUUGCAUGAAUACAAUCAAAUAUUCUCGGAGUAUGAAGAAAACGGUAUAAUAGAGCGUGUUCCAUCAGCUGAGGUUGCAAGGGAAACAGGGCAAGUACACUACCUUCCCCAUAGGCCGGUUAUACGUAAUGAUAAACAGACUACCAAAAUACGUGCAGUAUUUGAUGCCUCAUGUAAAGUCAGUGGUCCUUCUUUAAAUGAAUGCCUUUAUUCAGGUCCUAACCUGAUAGCUAAGAUUUUUGAUAUUUUACUUAGGUUUAGAUUGAAUAAGAUUGGGGUAUUAGCUGACAUAAAACAAGCUUUUCUAAAUGUUGGUAUAGAUGUACAGCAUAGAGACUACCUUAGAUUUUUGUGGUAUGAUUUGCAAGCUGAGGAUGAGCAGGUAGUAAUUUACAGGUUUUUAAGAGUAGUUUUCGGAAUUACGAGUAGUCCAUUUUUAUUGAAUGGGACCAUACGACAUCACCUCAGUAAUUACUUAGAGAAAGAAAGAGAAAUAGCACAGCGAGUCAUAGAUGAUCUUUAUGUUGAUGAUUUGGUCAGUGGCUGUAAUAAACUUGAGGAGGGUAAAACCCUAUAUGAUAGAAGUAAGGCAAUUUUAUCUGAAGCCGGUUUUAAUUUGCGCAAAUGGGUCACCAAUGACAAAGAAUUAGCAGGGUACAUUGCGUCAAGGGAAAACGGAGACAACAAUUUACUAGAUAAAGAUAAUGACAUGAGUUAUUUUGAGGCAACGUCACCAAACAUCACUGGCGAGCAUCAAGUUGUUUUAGGUAAAAGCUAG